This is a messenger RNA of Rhea pennata, 862 nucleotides long. It is a transcript of the gene CDK2AP2, whose product is annotated as cyclin dependent kinase 2 associated protein 2. Gene Ontology annotation, biological process: negative regulation of G1/S transition of mitotic cell cycle; regulation of microtubule cytoskeleton organization. Bases 170 to 580 code for a protein of 136 amino acids. Gene Ontology annotation, cellular component: microtubule; nucleus; cytoplasm. The record is from RefSeq and is a predicted model, not a curated record. The transcript has 4 exons. NCBI's taxonomy places the organism in Eukaryota, Metazoa, Chordata, Aves, Rheiformes, Rheidae.
UCACCGCGGAGGGGGUGAGUGGUGAGGCCCAAUCGGCGUGAGGCGCCGCACCGGCCGGCCAAUCGGGGGCGCGCGCGCGGGGGCCGCCCACCAACCCGCGGCGCCGCCGGAGCCGCCGCCGCUGCCGCCGCCGCGCGCCAGGGAGCCGGGAGGGCGCGCGCCGGCGGGGAUGUCCUACAAGCCCAUCGCGCCCGCCCCCGCCACCCCCGGAGCCGCCGGCACCAGCACGAGCAGCAGCGCCAGCCCCGCACCGCCCGGGCCGGGGGCCCCGCCCGCCGCCACGAGUGUCCCGUCACCGUCCGGAUCCGUGCCUGGAGCCGCUGCCCCCUUCCGGCCCCUCUUCAAUGACUUCGGCCCACCGUCCAUGGGCUACGUGCAGGCUAUGAAGCCGCCUGGGUCACAGGGCUCCCAGAGCACAUACACAGAUCUACUGUCUGUCAUCGAGGAGAUGGGCAAAGAGAUCCGGCCCACCUAUGCAGGCAGCAAGAGCGCCAUGGAACGGCUGAAGCGGGGCAUUAUCCAUGCUCGGGCGCUGGUGAGAGAGUGCCUGGCAGAGACAGAGCGCAACGCACGCACGUAACAGCCAAUCUUUAUGGACCUUUCUGUCUGCGAGCGUCCGAGACCUGGAGGUCGUCCAUCCCCUGUGAACCUUGCCACCAAUCAGUGUCUUGAGAGCCUGGUUCUUUCUUCGUCCUAUACAGACCUUUUUACCUGACAGCCACCUGAUCCUUGGCAGCUGCCCCGCUGCUAGGCAGCGCUGGGAAGCCGGCCUUUUGCUGCGCGCUGCAAGCACCUCCAGGGCUUUUCUUCUCUCUUUAUAAAUGCUUGUUUUUAUAAAUAAAGGAAAUUGUUGGGAUUCUGA